This is a messenger RNA of Carica papaya (papaya), 2059 nucleotides long. RefSeq names its product S-adenosyl-L-methionine-dependent methyltransferases superfamily protein. Gene Ontology annotation, molecular function: RNA methyltransferase activity. Gene Ontology annotation, biological process: RNA processing. NCBI's taxonomy places the organism in Eukaryota, Viridiplantae, Streptophyta, Magnoliopsida, Brassicales, Caricaceae. The record is from RefSeq and is a predicted model, not a curated record.
AGCAGACGUAUCUUAUCCGUUUAAGAAGCUGAAGAUAUUUUAUCCAUUCCCGCCUCGGAGAUCCUGCACUACCACUAGCACCACCGGUAGCACAAAUGCCUUGGUGCAACCCCUCUGUUCCCCGUCCUUCCCCAAUCAUCAACUGCCGCGUGUCAUUGUGCGCAGCGCGCACACUUCCUCCUCCUUCCUCUCUCCUCCCGCCCACCACCGCUGCCACCACCAUCACCCCAACCAACUUGCCCUCGCUAACGUGCGCCCUUCAGUGCCCUCACUUUCAAACGUGCUCCGGUUGUACGCAUGAGUUCGAUCUCCACCGUCCAGUUGUCGUUGAUGAGGCUACUGAGUUCUUCAAGAGCUUCGGCGUCUCUGAUUUCACAUUUGAUAGCUGUAGACUGUGGGGAUGGCGAUGUCGCGCUAAAUUGGCCGUUCGCGGAUCGUUGGUAAACCCUCUGAUUGGACUUUAUCAGGAGGGGACGCACAAUGUGGUGGAUAUUCCUCAAUGUAAAGCUCAUCAUCCUAAUAUUAAUUCCGCUGUUGAACUACUGAGAAAAGGUAUUAAAGAGUUAAAUGUAGAGCCAUAUGAUGAAGACGCUGGGACAGGUGAUUUGAGAUAUGUUCAGAUGGCUGUGACAACAUAUAACACAUCCCUCCCCUCCUCAGAAAGAUAUCAAAAUGGUAAAGUUCAGGUCUCGUUAGUUUGGAAUUCAAGAGAUGAGAAAUCCCAAAACUCGGACAAGUUAAAUGCCUUAGCCAGUUUUUUGUGGAGGAAUGGCGGAUUGAGGAGCAAAGUCCAUCUAAUUCACUCUGUGUGGGCUAACUUUCAGACGUCAACUAGCAACAUAAUUUUUGGGAAUAGGUGGAGACAUCUUUUAGGAGAAAGAGACUUCUGGGAGCAUGUUGGGGGGGUUGAUAUAUCCUUGGAUCCAUCAAGUUUUGGCCAAGCAAACACUCGGGCUUUUGAUAGCUUGCUCCGGAAAUUGCAGAAGUACGUCCCCUAUGGAUCAUCUGUCGGUGAUUUAUAUGCAGGAGCUGGUGUAAUUGGAAUAUCAUUAGCUACCACUAGAAAAUGCAGGAUUGUUAAAUGCAUUGAAGUUAACAAAGAAUCUAAACUAUCUUUCGAGAAGACAAUUGACCGCCUACCAAGCUCAGUAGAUAGCAGCAUUAGCUGGCAUCAUGGAGACACUUCAGUAGAACCUAUGUCUUGGAUUAUAGGAUCAGAUGUGGUUGUCGUUGAUCCUCCUAGAAAAGGACUGGAUCCAUCUCUGCUCAAUGCAUUAAGAUCUAUAUCAUCAGCAGAGCAUAAAGUUAGAUUAUCAUCCGAAAGUUCAUCAAAAGAGGAAAAGAGACCUUGGAUUUUACGUGCAAGGGAGGCUUCAGUUGAAUUUAAAGGCAAAACAACUUCAGAGGUCAAUAAAUCACUGCCUCAAACUCUCAUCUACAUAAGUUGUGGAUGGGAAAGCUUUAAAGAGGACUGCAAGGUGUUGUUAUCCAGCAAGGAGUGGCACUUAGAAAAGGCCCAUGGUUUUAAUUUCUUUCCAGGCACCCAGAGUAUUGAAGUUCUGGCUAUAUUCAAAAGGAAUGAUAGAGUCAAGAAAAAGAAAUCGGGGAAAAAGAAGCAGAAGCGUUUGUGAGAACUAUUUGGCUCUGUGAAGCAUUGAAUCAAGUACUGGGAGUGCCUUAUGGGAUCAGGGCAUGCUGAGGAGAUAAAGGAAAAUCUACCAGAUGUAAGCUCUAUGUUAGUCUGUGAGAAGAUAAAACAAUGCAACCUGAGCACAUUGCAUGUAAAGACAAUAAAGGAAGAAUCUACGAGAUGUGAGUUCAAUCUGAUUUCUGAGGAGAGACACAUGAGACCAGAGCAUGAUUUUGAAUGUAAGGAGAUAAAAAGAGGAUGUACCAGGCUUUCCAUAGGCUGAAAUUUAUGAGAAGAAUAGGAGUAGGCAUGUGAUAUUUGUAGGAAACAAGUACGUUUUUCUCUAUCAUCUCUUCUUUCCAAAAGAGAUUUGUUCAUUAUUGGAUGAGAUGUGUAUUGCAAAAGAAUGAUUGAUUACAAAUGGAAAAA